GUUGCUACCAGGGCAGCGUCCUCUUCCUGGUCGUCAAGCGUCACAUGGCAACGCUCUCCAUGGCAACGCCAAUCAGAGGGAAAGUUCGAAUCCCUCUGUGAAGACUCAGAGUGAGAGUGGAGAGCAGUCCGAGUGUGUUUGAGGCCGGACUGCAGAGAGACAGAGCAGAGAGACGCACUGACUCCAGACGCACAAGUGGAUGGAAAGAGCAACCAAUGCAAUGGAGAAACUGCAGAGAUGAUCGGAGCCUUGUAAACUCAGGAAGAAGAGAAGAGAGAGAUGCUUGCAUGAGAUAAAAGGGGGGAAUGAAGAGUAGAAUAAAGAGUUUUAAUGAAGAGUUGAGAUUGUUUUUCCAAAAAAAAUGGCACGGAUUUGCUCCCAUGCAAAUGCGCAUUUUGCAAAGAUGACAUAGCAACUUGAGAAAAAAUGGGAUUCCUCCUCCAGGAACAGAACUCACUCACGACCUGAAUGAAAAAGAGAAAAAGGGAUUCUAUUCAAAUCGGAAUUUAGUUUUUCUUUCUUCUUUUUACUUGACAAGCCUCGCCAGAGUGAAAUAUGAAUCUGGGAAAAGCGCUUCUGUUUUUCCUCCUCUCAAAUUGUGUGACAAUGACUUUGUCGCUCUCCACUUGCACCACUGUGGACAUCGACCACAUAAAGAAAAAGAGAGUAGAGGCGGUCCGAGGACAGAUUCUCAGUAAACUCCGGCUGACCAGUCCGCCUCAAACUACAGGUCCAAGUCAAGUACCGUUUCAGGUCCUGGCCCUUUAUAACAGCACCAAGGAGCUCAUUGAGGAGCUGGGCAGAGACAGGCAUCAGAGCUGUGGACAGGAUAACACGGAGACUGAGUACUAUGCCAAAGAGAUUUACAAGUUCAACAUGAUCAAUGGCCCACCAGAAAACAAUGACCUCCCCUACUGCCCAAAGGGCAUCACCUCCAAGGUGUUCCGCUUCAACGUCUCCACCAUGGAGAAGAACUCCACCAACUUGUUCCGGGCCGAGUUUCGAGCUCUGCGGAUCCCCAACGCCGUCGCCAAGAGGAACGAGCAGAGGAUUGAGCUCUACCAGAUCCUCCAGAAAGACGACCCCAAAGCCAAACAGCGCUACAUUGGGGGCAAGAACGUCCUGACCAAGGGAACGCCUGAGUGGGUCUCCUUUGAUGUCACAGAGACAGUGAGAGAGUGGCUGAUGUACCGACAGACCAAUCUGGGCCUUGAGAUCAGCGUGCACUGUCCCUGCCACACUUUCAGGCCUAAUGGGGACAUUAUCGAGAACGCCAACGAGGUGCUGGAGGCCAAGUUCAAAGGUAUGGAAGCGGACUACGACGAUGCGAGCCGUGUGAAAAAACAAAAGGAGCAGCUCUACCCCCACCUCAUCCUCAUGAUGCUCCCUCCCCACAGGCUGGAUGCCCAGUCCUCCUCCCGCAGGCGUAAGCGGGCACUUGACACCAAUUACUGCUUCAACAAUUAUGAGGAGAACUGCUGUGUGCGACCACUAUAUAUUAAUUUCCGUCAGGAUCUGGGCUGGAGGUGGAUCCACCAGCCUGAAGGGUACUACGCUAACUUCUGCUCUGGUCCCUGCCCUUACCUACGCAGCGCAGACACCACCCACAGCUCGCUGCUGAGCCUGUACAACACCCUGAACCCCGAAGCCUCCGCCUCACCCUGCUGCGUUCCUCAGGACUUGGAGCCCCUCACAAUCCUCUACUACGUGGGUCGCUCCCCUAAAGUCGAGCAGCUCUCCAACAUGGUCGUCAAGUCCUGCAAGUGCAGCUAAACUUCGGGGCUCCGGCGAGAGACGUGGGAUGUGAUGGCUCCCAGCACUACUCAGGAGCGGGAACGAGGCGGUUAGAGGGGGGGGCACGGUACACUUUGCCCUCCACGAGUAUACCUCCAACCCCUGCUUCAGCCUCUCUCUCUCUCUCUCUCUCUCACCAAAAACAAAAGACGCAGUCCACCACUCUGCUCACAAUCAUUGGCAGCAUUCACCAAGAAGACUUGUCAAACACCACUUCACUAACGGCACUCUCGAACCCAUCAGACCUCCUCACUCAGCAAUCGCCUUCUGACAUUCUCAUGUUUUUUUUUUCUCCAUUUUCCAGCAUUUUGAACAGCCUGUACCUCAGUGUUACACAACAGGAAGAACAGUAUUGACCACUGCAUUCUUAAGGACAUCAAAUAAUCACAGUCGAAAAGAGAUAAUGACUGAGAAUGCAGACUGAACUCAGCAUAAUAGGAAUAUGUCAAAGUGGGUGAAACUAAAGCGGUUGUUUGUUGAGAGCAAACACAUCCCUCGGCUCUGACGCACAGGACACCUUCGAAUGUCCGAGCCGGAAGCCGACGCUGUGCACGCCGCGGCUCCCUACACUGUUUGUUUAGGAUUAAAAAAAUGCUGUUGAAUUAAAAUGACCGUAUAGGACAAAAAAAGAUGCUGGAAACAAACCUUUAUUUCAAAGUAGUAUUUCCGUGGUUAUGUUUACCUCUGUAAUGCAACAGGAUGGUGAUUCCAGGGAUCGUUUUGUUUUUUUAAACUGAAGCCUUUCUGUUGUAUGAGAUGACGUAUGUCACUAAGUGAACACUUAACUAGAUCACGAACUGUAAAUGUUUUUGUUAUUACUCUUGGAAACACCUUUUUUUUUUUAUUAAAAACGGACAGUUGGAUAGAAUUGUUCUAAUUUCA
This is a messenger RNA of Sebastes umbrosus (honeycomb rockfish), 2676 nucleotides long. RefSeq names its product transforming growth factor, beta 3 (gene tgfb3). Gene Ontology annotation, cellular component: extracellular region. The transcript has 8 exons. The record is from RefSeq and is a predicted model, not a curated record. The coding region runs from base 556 to 1773 and encodes 405 amino acids. Gene Ontology annotation, molecular function: type III transforming growth factor beta receptor binding; growth factor activity; type II transforming growth factor beta receptor binding. Gene Ontology annotation, biological process: BMP signaling pathway; transforming growth factor beta receptor signaling pathway; regulation of cell population proliferation. NCBI's taxonomy places the organism in Eukaryota, Metazoa, Chordata, Actinopteri, Perciformes, Sebastidae.